Messenger RNA from Zeugodacus cucurbitae (melon fly), 7419 nucleotides. RefSeq names its product tyrosine-protein kinase-like otk (gene otk). Bases 1803 to 4922 code for a protein of 1039 amino acids. Gene Ontology annotation, molecular function: cell-cell adhesion mediator activity; protein kinase activity; ATP binding. Gene Ontology annotation, cellular component: plasma membrane; axon. The record is from RefSeq and is a predicted model, not a curated record. Gene Ontology annotation, biological process: homophilic cell-cell adhesion; axon guidance; dendrite self-avoidance. Lineage: Eukaryota; Metazoa; Arthropoda; Insecta; Diptera; Tephritidae. The transcript is spliced from 9 exons.
AUAUGUAUUUGUUUGCUGAACUGUAUGGAUUUUAUUCAACAGUGCAUGCCAGAAGCCAUAUCUCAGCUCCCACUAUCCCAGUGCUCCCUAACAACGCUGCUCUCCCGGGAUACGGGGCACGAAAGUGUUGUCUCACGCACCCGCUACGUACAAAUGUGCUCAUCUCAAAUUAUUUUCUCGCAUUUGUUUUGUUCUCUCAUUCAUAUCAAAAUGCUUUGCGCGUAUAGAGAAAUUGGGAGAGUUGUAUUGGAAACCGGCUUUUGACGCUGCUACUCCAAUAGGAUAGAGGCCGAAUGGUGAAUGGGUGGUUGCUCAGCGUUUGGGCUGCCUGGCUGCCUGGCUAGCCGUUCAUGUUCCUGUUCCUCAACUUCAGUUCUUGUCGAACAUUGAAUGAAUACGGUUGAGUUGUGGAUGAAUACGCGCGUGUUUGUUAAACUCUGAAUUUAGGAGGGGAAGUGUAUCACUUAGAAAAUAAAAUUAAAGUUAUAUAUGAAAAUUAAAGGAAAAUAUUAAACGUACGUGCGCGAAGUAUUAAUGGUUACCUAAGAAUGUUUUUCGUUGUUGUCAGUGAAUUGUUGUUAAGAAGAGAAUGCAUUGAAACAUUUUUUAAUUAAACCGUGCGAAGGUAAUUGAACUGUCUCGCGUCGAUUUGUCGCAGUUGCAGACGCUAUUCAUUGAUACACUCGUACUCGUGCAUUAACACGCCGCGCAUAUCUUCGCGAUACAUAUUUCAUAUGGACAUAUUUAUGGAUAUAUCGCAUACGAGUACAUACACCGGCACAUACGCUUCAGAUUGCACACUUAGAGCAGCACUUAUAAGCGCGCGUACAAUUACCGACGACAGCAACAAAGCCAUCGGUGAUGUUGGUAGUUUCAUUUGUUUAACGCAUACCAACACACGCACUCCAUUAGGUGUUCAGUUCGCGUCAGAUUGUUGACGGCAUGAUUCCACACAAACGAUAGUGCCAUCAAUCGAGCCGCACGCCUCCUUUUAUCACAUUCGGCACACAUACGCCGUCGCCAUCGUCAGAGCCAGAGCUAGAGCUGUGGCCGCUGCCAUUUGUCAUUGCGCGCGUCGAUAUCAAAGUUAAAUAAUACAAACAAUACCCAUAAAAAGAUUACAAAAAUUGACGCUAUGUUUGUAUGGAACAACAACAACAACGGUUUAUUAAUUACACAAAUAUCGAAUGCAUUUUUAUCUUGCUUUCCCCUCGCUCCGGUCAGCAAGUUAAAGCAAUAGGUAAUAACCGGUGAAAACCCAAAGCAUGCAGUGAAUGUGUAAACGCGUUUAUUUGAAAAGUGCAACGCCGAAAAAGUAAAAAAGUAAAACAACAAACAACUCUCGUCCAACAACUUCCCUUCCAAAACGGUACUAAAUAAACUUGCGGCUUUCAACUAAUCACGCUUGCCGGCAACAUCGUUGCAUACUCGCAUACGGCCGCAUUGACCAAAAAGUGCAAAAUACCAAAAUACGGAAAUGUGUUUGUUCAAUGUGUGUGUUUGAGAAGGUGCCUACCUGUGUAUAAAUGAACAUAGAAAUAACAAAUAUUAGUCGGGAAACAGCAAAUAUUUGCUAAAGUGCCAAGGGAAGUGAGUUGGUUGUGACCCACACACGCAUUUCAUUGUCUGUAAAUGCCUACACAUUCCCUACUUCUACGCGGUGGCAAAGUGUAAUAUUUCUGUGAAUAACUAUUAAAACGCCAAUGCGGCAGUUGCAAGUCCGUGUCCAGUAAAUAAAAAUAAAUACUUUUAGCACGUACUUACUUACCACUGUAUCUAAGGAAAUUUAUCUGAUCAGCGAAAUGGAUUCUUCCCGCACUCUAAAUUGGUGCUUGAGCACAGCGCUCUGCGUACUCCAGCUAAUAACUUUCGCGCAGUCAGAAUCAUCGCGUUUUAUCACGACGCCUCAAAGUCAAACGGUCGUCGAGGGCGAGCCAAUUGUGUUUACCUGUCGGGCAAGUUCAGUCGAUGGCCUCCAUUACGCAUGGCUUCAUAAUAAUGUGCCGGUAAAAAAUUCAUCUCGUGUGAGGCAAUCGGAGUCGAAUCUUCACAUUGAGGCCGUACAGCGUGAUACCGAUGUUGGAGAUUAUGUUUGCAUAGCGACUAGUAUGACAAGCGGAGCUCGUCAGGCAUCACCUCCGGCACGACUUAAUAUAAUCUGGAUUCAAGCGGCCUCCGUGCAAUUGUUAAGCAGCAAUCACAAUGAAGUCACGCUUAAGUGCCAUGUGGAGGGCUCUUCUGGCGACGGAAUGCUCGAAAUCGAAUGGUUCCGCAACAGUGAAAAAUUGAGCACCCUCAAAAAUAUUGAACUGCAGCAAAAUCGACUUAUUAUUCGCCAACCCAGUGCCGCUGAUAGCGGACUCUAUCGCUGUAUAGCCUCCAAUGCAGCUGGACGUGCGAUGAGUAAGAAAGGUUACGUACUGCAAUGGACGAACAGCAAGGGUGGAUCGCCUGAACGCGAUAGUGAUAGCUUCACCUCUUCCAGUUGCAUUCCGCGGCUCAAGAAAAAUCAAAAAUUGCCCAUAGAAGCCAUGAAUCAGAUAUUUCUUUGUCGUGGCAAGCGAGGUGGCCAGACGGCCGAAGACAAAUUACCACCCGCUACAGAUGUUACCAUCACAAAUGGUCCAGCCAAUAAGCAAGUCAAGGAGAACGAGCCCAUAGAAUUGCUUUGCUCACACUCAGUGCCCGAAAAGUAUCGUCAAGUGCAGUUACGGUGGCGCAAGGACGGUAAAAUAUUUCGUAUGGUAGAACUGGGUACAACUACUGCCACGUCCAUGUCUAAUCCCACUGAAACAGGCAAGGAGUUGACAUUACGCGAAGAUACUCGCAUAGUGCUCAGCCGAUCUAAUGGCUCAUUGCUGUUCAGCAACGUGUUUGCCAGCGAUGCCGGACAAUAUGUUUGUCAAAUCUACGUGGAGGGUCAUCGCCCCAGUACUUCGGAGCCUGCAGAGCUGCAAGUCAUCGAACAGUUAAAGUUCAUGCCGCAACCGACGUCAAAAAAUUUAGAAUUGGGUAGUGUUGGGAAGGUGCAUUGCAAGGCGCAAGGAACUCCCUCGCCCAAUGUCAAAUGGAUACGGGAACCUGAUGGUCAAUUGCCCGAGGCAAUCGAUGACAUCAACGGUACACUAGUAUUCAAAAACGUCAGUGCGGAGCAUCGUGGUAAUUACACCUGUGUGGCGAGUAAUUCGCAAGGUCACAUCAAUGCCACCGUUACCGUUAAUGUUGUGGUGGCGCCACGAUUUUCCGUCGCACCCGAAGGUCCCAUCGAGACGGGUGAAAUGGGAGUGGCAGUUAUGCACUGCCAAGCCAUUGGUGAUCCCAAACCAACAAUAAAAUGGGAUAAGGACUUGAAGUAUUUAACUGUGAAUAAUACGGACCAGAAUCGUUUUCGUUUCUUGGAGAAUGGCACGCUCGAAAUACGUGACGUACAGCCGGACGAUGAGGGUCGUUAUGGCUGCACGAUAGGUAACAGUGCAGGACUGAAGCGCGAAGAAGUGAGAUUCGUUGUGAAAUCCACUGAUGGAACUGCAACGGAAGAAUCCGGAGAUGGUUUUCUUAUUACACGCGCUGUUCUCAUCACCAUGUCUGUAGCCUUCGCUUACAUAAUCUUGGUUGUGGGCUUAAUGAUUUGGUGUCGCUUCCGUCGACAAGCGCGCAAAGCACGUCUUAAUGAAGCGAAUAAAGAUAACCCCGAAUCCGGUGAGAUGGGCAAAUUACCCGAAAACGAGCCUUGCCUGCCAGAUCACGCUUCUUCGGGAAAAGUACGCAAAGUAAAUGGUAACAACAAUCCGCGUGGCAGCGGCAAUGAAGCAGCGAAAUCCGAUGACACCGCCUGCAGCAAUCACUCGAAGGGCUCGAAACGUUCUCACGCCUUGGAUCAGCUUUCGCUCCCGCGUUCUGGAAUCUCUGAGUUGAUACAAAUAGGUCGCGGUGAGUUCGGUGAUGUUUUUGUGGGAAAGGUGAAAGCGUCGGUAAUUCGCCAAGUAGAUGAAAAAGAUGUCGAAUCGGAAAGACACAAUGGCGGUGAUAGUAAUAGUGCAAUCACUUCAAUCGAAAAACGACGCUCAAAAACGUCAAUGGAUGACAUUGAAGAGAUACGAGAAGAGCAGGAAACAGGAAGUGCCGAUGGUGAUACAACUUCCACUACAACAGAUGAAUACAAAUUGGUAUUGGUUAAAGCUUUGAAUAAGUUCAAGGAUGAAAAUAUUUGUCAGGAGUUCAAAAGACAAAUCGAUAUGUUUCGUGCUAUUUCACACAAAGGCGUGGUCCGAUUAUUUGGAUUAUGUCGCGAAAAAGAUCCGCAUUAUUUGGUGCUCGAAUACACUGACUGGGGUGAUCUGAAGCAAUUUCUGCUAGCCACUGCCGGUAAGGUAAACACUUCAAACAAUUCUGCUCAAUCGCCACCGCCAUUGCAGACGGGACAAAUUUUGGCCGUAGCAUACCAAAUUGCUCGCGGUAUGGAUGCCAUUUAUAGGGCUCGAUUUAUACACAAGGAUUUGGCUACGCGUAACUGUGUCAUCUCCAGCGAUUUCAUUGUGAAAGUUUCAUAUCCCGCCCUAUCGAAGGAUAAAUAUAGUCGAGAGUACUUCAAGCAUCGCAACACCCUCCUACCCAUUCGUUGGUUAGCGCCCGAAUGCAUUCAAGAGGAUGAUUACACAACAAAGAGUGAUAUUUUUGCUUUCGGUGUUGUUGUUUGGGAAUUAUUCAGUCAGGCCACAAAGGUACCUUUCGAAGAGCUGAGCAACGAAGAAGUCAUACAACGCAGCCAAUCGGGCAAUUUAGAUUGGGCAUGUGCAAGCGGUACACCGGAUGGUCUGAAGGAGAUUCUGCUUACCUGCUGGAACUCCAACCCGAAAGAACGACCCUCAUUUAGUCAACUGUGCUCGGCGCUCAGUAAAGCAAUGCAAAACGGUGAUAAAUAAUUUUCUUACUUUAAUUUACUUCAAUUAAUAUAAUAUAAUAUGAUUUCGCGUGUAAGUAUGUCUACAUGAUUAGCUGCAUAGCUUAAUUUUGUGGAUUUUUAGUGGUAAGUCUAAAAUAUUUUAAGCAACUGUUUUAUUCCAAUAAUUAAUGCCUAAGUAGUAGUUUCCAUAAUAAUAAAUGUGUGCGCUUUGACUGAGCAGUUGUGGAAAAUGUGUUAAACACAUUUAUAAACAGAGUACUCGUACGAGUAUAUUGCAGCCUAAAGUUUCGUAGAAAUUACCCGCCAAUCAGCUACACCAUUUUUAUAGAAUAAUGCGAAAAGUACACAGAAAGAAAUGCAUUUACUAGAUUAAACUAAUAUUCGACACGGUUGUAUGAAAGUAUUGGUUAUGCAAAUAUUUAUAACCUCAAAUAAGGCAAUUAGUAUUUUAAUAACAUUCACUUAGUAUUGCAACAUGUUUACAGUAUUGUGCGCGAACUUCAGCAUAAUUUAAAACAAGCAUAUGUACAUACAUACACAUACAUAUAUAAAUGAUAUAAAUGAACCGUUGUGCGACCUAUUGGAAUCGAGGAGCAGCUAUUAACAUUAACUUCCAAAUUAAGUUUUCCUUAGAAUAAUAUACACGUAUAUCUACAUACAUAUGUUAUAUGCAGUAUGUACAUAUGUAUGUACAUAUUAUAUAUAUGUAUAUAAGGUUGCUUAUGACAUCUUCUUCAAAAUGUAUUAUACAUAUAUGCGUGCUUUGAGUUCAUAUUUAUUUAUUUUGUACAUUUUGUACAGUUACAAGUGUAUUUGCAUUGUUUUUAUGUGCAUUUAUAUAUGAACUUGUCAGUUCAAAAAUCAGCAACGAAUUCUUUUAGGUUACAAUACAAUAGAUUUAAUCAUAUCUUAGGGGCUUUAUAUUACUAAGUUACUAGCCAUUUUAAUAAGUCCACAAAUAUAAGUAUAAUAAUAGAAAUUCCACUGUAAAUACAUAUAAAUACAUUAUACAUACAUUUAUAAUAAACGCAAUGAUUAUUUAUUUAUAUAUUUAUAUAUAGAAGCGAAUAUAACAUCACAAAUAUAUACAUAAAUAAGAGUACAUCUACAUACAUGCAUGUGGUAUACGUACACAUGUAACCAGUGAAGCAUUUACAUACACAUAAAUCUAAAAUAAAAAUCGCCCAAUCGCCCAAUCGCCAGUACAUCAAGUCUUAGAAAGAUGAAUACCACAUAGUAUUUAACUUUAUACAAUCGUACAUAUACAUGUACAUAUGUAUGUACAAAUAUUUGACAAAACGCCAUAUGAUAUGUACAUAUAAUAUAUUCUAAGUAUUACACAGUCACAUCACGAACGAACGAUUGAUUUGUGAGUGCAUCGAAACUGUGCGGAGAGCAUCGAAAUCUUGCCCACAAAACGAUUGCAAACGCGAACAACGCCUUUGCUAAGGGUUAAUCCAUACGAGGGCUGCUAUAUAUAUUUCUGUCCUAAUAAUGAAAAUAGGAAUAUUUAUCAACGAAAAUGGUUUUAUUGUUUUUCAAAAUAUUCUCCAUCAAGAUUUAUACACUUUUGCAUGCGCUCAAACCAAUUUUCGAAGCACUUUUUUUGAGCCUUUUUUUGAGCGAUUGUCAAAUUGUGCGGGAUCCAACGAGAGCAAACCUUUUUUACGGCCAGGUGUUCAUGCAAUAUCGAAUGUAUGCUGGUGGGAGAAAUGCAUAGGCAUGCCUCUAUCUGAAAGUGUGUUACAUGACAGUCUUGCAUUAUCAGUUCACGUACGGCAUCGAUGUUUUCUGGCACAACGGCUGUUUUUGGACGACCUUCACGGAUUCGUCUUUGAGCGAGCGUCGGCCACGAUUGAAUUCGUUGUACCAGUUUAUCACAGUGUUAUAGGAUGGUGCUUCAUAGCCAUACAAAGAUUUUAGUUCAUCGAUGUACUCUUGUCGCGAUAAUCCACGUUGAAAGUUGUGAAAAAUGAUCGCGCGAAAAUGUUCACGAGUUAAUUCCAUUUCUUGGCCGAGAUGAAUUUUUUAAUUCCCGAUUAAAUGACAAAACGUUCUGAGUGAUGUUAUGCUAAAAAAUGUCAAACUUUCCAAUGGAAAUGUCAGAUUGCACCUGGCAACACUUAGUGUUGCCUAGGCCAGAAAUAUAUAUAGCAGCCCUCGUAGUAUCCUUAUGUUUUUAUGAUAACUACCUAAUUAUUAUAAACAACGAACGAACGAGAUUUCCCAAAUAUUUGCUAUUCUAACUUUAUAAGUCAGUUGUAUAGUCUUAUAGUCUUAUCACUUUUGUAUAUUCCACUACUUUCUUCAACGAUGAAUAGUUUACUUUAUUUCAUUUAAGUUUAUAAAAAUUAUUAUUUUUUUUGCAAUUUUUAUAUUGAAAUUCGUAUGGAAAUUCAUAAAUUAGAUAUGUAGUAGCCUAUCAUACAUGUACAUGUGUGUAGUAUGUAUGUAAGAGUAUAUUAGUUCUAAGUGCAAUUUAAGCUUUUCAUGUUUGGAAAACAAUAUUUUUUUUU